UAGGAUUCAAUUUUUUUAUGCUGUAAGGAAGUUAUUUUUUCUUAAGACAAGGACUUCUGGAUUGAGCCAUUGGAAUAAGUAAAGACAUCGUAAAAUAGAAAUGAAGAUAACUGGUCUCUUGGUCAUCUCAUUAUGGAGUCUCUGCUGGGCUCAUCCUGUAUCCAGAUACCCAGGUGCACACCACAGCAACUCCAAAGAACACUGGUCUAUUUCAGUUGAAGAAGGCUUGAACAAGAGAGCUGACUCUACAGAUCUUAGUGAUGAAGAUGCAGAAAACAGACUAAGCUCAAGCACAGAAGACAGAAGAAGAGAUCUUGGCGGCAACAGCUGUGAAAGUUGUGAAAGCAACAGCUUUCCCAGGGAGGUUUCCAGCAGAAGCCUUGAGAGCUUUUCAGAAGAUGAUCAUCAAUGGAGCACUCAGGACAAUGAAGAGGGAGCUUAUUUUGGACAUCAGAUGGUCUACAGGAAAAGGGCAGGCAACAAGGAUUCCAACUAUCACCGAAAGGAAAUAAAUAAGGAGAGUUCUGAUGAUGAAUCUGCUGGCAGAACAUCAUUGGAGGACCAAAGUGAAGGUCACCUUUUUGGGCCUAACAAAAUAUCCAAAGAACAGUUUGAUGUUGAGAAUGACGGCAUGGUUUAUACCCCAGAACAAGUCCUUUAUACUUUUGUGGAGAGAGGAGGAAGUGACCUAACAGCUGAAGAAGAUAUCAGUGGUGAUGACUCUUUAGAUGGAAAUAACGAUGAAGACCCUGGGUACACCAAAUCUCCAAGUGAAGUAGAUGCUCUGCAACCUCCAGCAACUCAUGGAGAACAGGAUGGUGGUCAUACCAGAGGUCGACAUUCUGAUGAUAGUAGCAGCAGUAGCAGUAGUAGCAGUGAAAGCAGAAACCUUGAGAAAGAGGACAACCACAUUAUUGAUUAUGGCAGAAGGCAUGGAAGGGAUAGUUACAGUAGCAGCCAAGAGGAUGGAUAUGAUUUUCAAAGUGAAGAAAUGCAAGGAGACGAGCCAAGGACUUUUGAGAGCCACGGCAGUGAUUCCCACAUGCUUCCUGAGGCUAUUCAUUCAAAAGAAAGCAGCCAAGAAACCCAUAGCAGUAGCAAAACAGUAGAACAUUUUGAAAGGAAACCGAUUCAUUAUGUUGAUGGUGAUUCAGAUGAAGAUAACAGCCCUGAAUAUGAACAGAACAAAGCCUUGAAAGAAGAUGAUGAUAAUUCUGAGGCAGACAGCCAACUUGUAGAAGAUAUUAGUCAAUCAACAGAAAAUGUUCCCAGUCAAUCCAGAGAAGAUGAAACCAGUCAUUCUGGGAAGUCUAUAGAGAGCUCAUCCAGGGAACAAUCUAGAGAGAACCUUAACAGUCAUUCUACAGAAGAUAUGCAUAGCCAAUCCCAAGGAGAUGAUAAGCACAGCCGGUCCAGGGAGCAUGAUAAGCACAGCCGGUCUAGGGAAGAUGGUAAGAAUAGCCAGUCCACAGAAGAUGAUAAGCACAGUUGGUCCCAAGAAGAUGCAACCAGAGGGCACAGUCAGAGCCAGUCUAAAGAGAACACGAGCAGCCAUUCCAGAGAAGACAAACAUAGCCAAUCACGAAAAGAUGAUGUUCAUAGUCAGUCCAUAGAACUUUCUAGCCAAUCAGGAGAGAAUGAAGACACAGCAUCUGAAGAAGAUGUAAAGAGUGACUCCAUUGAAGAUACCAGAAGCUCCCAAGAAAAAGUUGUGCAAAAGUCUAAAGAGACAGAAGAGGAAUCAAACGAGCGCAAUCCUAGCAAAUCUCAGGAGAGUCACUCUGUUGAAAAAUCAGGAAACAUGCCACCAAGAGCCGCUGAAUCCAGAGAAUUCAAGUGGCAUCACAGCAGAUCAAGUGAGAAGAGCUCUUCUAUGGAAGAGAGCGAAGAGUCAGCUGAAGACACAAAAGAAUCCGUUGAGGACGACAGCAGAUUGUCUCAAAGUGCAUCAUCUGAGAGCAGCAAAGUAUCUGAAGAAAGUGCCAGCAGUGAUGACAGUAAUUCAAAUGAAGGGCAAGAUCAGCAAAGCAGUUCAUCAGAAACCAGUGAAUCCAAAGAGGAAGUCAGCAAUUCUAUUGAAAGACCCAGUAAAUCCAGAGAGGAUACUAUGAGCCAGUCUGACAGCAUGGAAGAUAGCAGUUGGUCAAGAAGCAAGGAGCUCGAAAGCCGAAAACUAAUGCUUGACUUUUACCAUAACAAACCCUUUAGUGAUUAUGAUGAUAACGAUUGCCAGGAUGGGUAUUAAUUUAAUGCACAAAAAAACAAAGAAAGCCAACUUUGUAUGGUAGUCGGAGGUCAGGAUUCUUUCUUUUAAUUUAUUUAAUUGUUUUAGAAAUGUGAAAGUUGACAGGUAGAAAUGAUAAUUCUAGAAGAACCAGGGGCUCCAAUGAAGCACAAAUGCACCUGAGAAAUGUCAAAGAAGAUGAAAUCAGUUUCUGCAAGAUUUGACACGCAUUGAUUGCUGUAGAAUUAAGUUCAAAGAAAAAUAUCAGUUAAAGCUAUUUCUCAGAAUAAACAAUUGAGGAAUUUUGCAGAAACUGAGAGUUUGUAUAACAGUGGCAGCUGCCAGUAGAUUUCCUUCAGAAAUUCUUUCAGCUGUCAUUUAAGAUUUUUUUAGAGGCCGAUAUUCAUUUCUUUCACAUAGGCCUACUUAAAAAAAAACAGUUUACACACAUGCACAUAUGUGUUCACAACAAUCCAAAGAUAUGUGGUUGACUGCUGUUUUAAAUUGUGUCUAUGAUCAAUUUAAUAGGAAGUUUUCCCUUUAAAUAUACAGGGUCCCCCCCCCCAUUAUUAUUAUUUUUUGAUGCAUGGAUGCCCCUGCCCCCAAAUUUGCACUCCUGAAAUCUGGUGGCACAAUACAGAUUCUCUCAUACCAACCAACAACAAAUUUUUGGGACAAAGUCUCAAUUCUUUGUCAUGAUGUCAACAGAUUAUCAGCACACUUCCUAUAGGUUUGGAAGAAGAAGAGGAAUAACAUGUUAAUGACAUAGGUACAUUUGUGUAUUAAGAUUAGACUCAAAGGCUUGUGACUAAGUGGCACUUAAAGAAAUUUAGUUACUACAGGGAUGGCACAAAAGGAGACAAAGAGAAUAUGUGUUCCAAUGCACGUCAGCUGGUCUGCAGCCUUAGAAAUAUCAUUAAUAAUAUGGGAUGUAUGAAUAUUUUGUGAUAAAUGUAUAGCUGUAUUGGAAAAUAUUAUAUUUUAAUCCCUCCUUUUUAUACAAGUGGACUUAAAUUAAAAAAUAAAGCAAUCCUCUUCUUAGCAAUAAAAGUUUUUUAAAAAC
Messenger RNA from Pantherophis guttatus, 3287 nucleotides. RefSeq lists its product as uncharacterized. NCBI's taxonomy places the organism in Eukaryota, Metazoa, Chordata, Lepidosauria, Squamata, Colubridae. The record is from RefSeq and is a predicted model, not a curated record. Gene Ontology annotation, molecular function: extracellular matrix binding. Gene Ontology annotation, cellular component: extracellular matrix. Gene Ontology annotation, biological process: ossification; extracellular matrix organization.